Molecule: messenger RNA, 2380 nt
Organism: Exaiptasia diaphana
Lineage: Eukaryota; Metazoa; Cnidaria; Anthozoa; Actiniaria; Aiptasiidae
Product: monocarboxylate transporter 13
Exons: 6
Coding region: 180-2066 (628 amino acids)
Biological process (GO): transmembrane transport
Molecular function (GO): transmembrane transporter activity
Source: RefSeq, a predicted model, not a curated record
GAAAUGGCAGGGAAGUUUAACUUCAAGUUUCGUCGAAAAGACGACACAAAAGAGUCUAAAAAACAAUGGCCAGAGCUUAUAGGAAAGGUCAUGCGCCAGCGAUACAUCUUCCCCGUGACAGACAACGUGGUGUGCUUGUCGUGGUGUGUGGUGGUUUCAUUUUCAGGUUUUCAUAAGCUAUGGCUCCAAGGCCUUCAUUAGUUUGUUGUACUUCUUCCAAAACUCCUCGUAAACCUGACAGUUGUUGGUCAUGGCUGGCUUGUGCUGCUGGUACCAUUGCUUGGGCAAUGGGUUUUGGUGUGGUUAACUGUUAUGCUGUUGUCAUGCCUGUUGUUAUGGAUCAGUUCAAUAGUUCAAGGGAAGCAACAGCCUGGGCAGGAUCUAUUCCAUCAUCAUUAACCUUUGCAACCAUUCCCUUGUCUGCAAAAAUAGUAUCUCGUAUUGACAUCCGUCUUGGUGCUCUAGUAGGCGCAGCCAUGUGCUUAUUGAGCCUUUUCCUGACAUCAUAUGUAAAAAGCCUCCUUCAGAUGUUCUUCAGCUAUAGUAUUCUUUAUGGACUUGGCUGUUCCAUGUUAUUUACAUCCAUUGUGCAGGCUAUGACUAGAUACUUCAAGAAAAGACAAGGAUUUGCACUUGGUUGUGUAUCUGGUGGUUUAAACCUUGGGAUAUUGACUUUGGGUCCUCUAAUUCAAGCAUUGAUAGAUCAGUAUGGAUAUCGGAGUAUGUACAGGAUCAUUGCUAGUAUGUUAACAGGUGUCUUGUUGUUGCUGCUAAGUUUUGAUCCUUAUGUACAGAAAGAAUCUAUUGUUACUAAUGGUGAACUUGUAGAAGAAGAAGAAAGAGAGAUUGGUUUUAAGGAAGGGCUGAAGCAACUCAUCAGAAGACCUAUAUAUGUAAUUGGUGUAAUUUCUCUAACAUUACAGACGCUCACAGGAUUUGUUACUCAUGUCCACUUGGUGUCCUACUGCAAAGAAGUUGGUAUACCACCAUCAGAAGCAUCCAACCUUUUUAUAGCUAUUGGUCUAUCUUCAUUAUUAUCAUCUGUUAUAGCAGGCCGUGUGAUUGACAUACCAACUGUCGAUCCUAUUCAUGUAAAUCAAGUUGGCGCAUUCACCAUGGCUAUCAGUAUGUUACUGUUACAGUUGGCAACCAAGUAUUAUCACUUCGUCAUUUACUCCGUCUUCUUAGGGUUUGGGUGUGGAAUUCUUGUCACUACAAUAGUGUUGGUAUUACUAAGAACAGUUGAACCAAGAUUGAGAUAUGUGUCUUUUCCAUUUGGUCAAAUGUUUAUAUCCAUUGGAAACCUUACAGGGCCCCCCCUGAUUGGAUUUAUAGCGGAUCAAACUGGUUCUUACAAACCCGCAUUUUACACUGCUGGAAGUAUUUGUUUUCUCGCGUUUUUCAUUUCCUUCCUCCAGUAUUGUUUCAAGCCAUGUAGAAUACGCCGUGAGAGUCUAUCUCUUGACGAGUGCGAAAGGGGUCCGUUGAAACCUUCACAUCAUACAGAACUGGUUCCUUUAAAUGCAGAAGGUACAGAAAAUGAUUCACUGAUGGUAAAUACUGAACCCACCAGCAGUGAAAUACCAGUAAGUAACAGUGUCCAGACAGAAAAGUUGAUAGAUGACCAAGCGGCGGACACAACUCCAGCUUUACCUGUAAGCAAUGAUGCAGAUACAGCAACUCCAUCGACAGAGACAAGUCCUGAUGAUACAACGUCUGGAGACAAAGAAGAAGAAAAGAAUGAAACAAACGAGGCGCCAGUAGCAAUAUCAACCACUGAGGCUACCCCUGCCGAUAACGUAGGAGACACAGAAGAGCCAUGUAACCAUGAAGAAAACAAUGAUGCCGGUAACCCAGAAGCAAUACCACCUACAGUGCCUGAUAACACACAAGACUUAGAGGAGCCAAGCAACAGUGAAGAAAAAGCAAUACCCCCUACAGUGCCUGAUAACUGUACUGAUAACCCGGGCGACAUUGAGGAGCCUUGCAACGAUGAGGAAACCAGAAUACUACCUGUAACUGAUGCAGAGAACAGAGGUGCACAAGCUGUACCGGAAUCCUGUUGAUCAGUAAUCAGGAGUAUAAAGGAGUCUAGCAAAAGUGAAGAACCAAUGGUGCCAAAAUAAUCGAUGAAACAUCAAAAGGGAGCGGGGAUAACAGUUAGAAGGGCAGCUUGGAUAAAAAGCACAUCGUUUUAAUGCCAUUUUUAAUUGACUUUGAAUGCUUUUUAUCCGCAAAAAUAUAUGGUGAUACAAUAACAUCUGGUUAUGUAUAUACACGUUUUUUGUUGUUUUUGUUUUUGUAUACUGAUGUAUACGUGAACAACUAACUUAUUCUUGAUUUCAAAUGUACAGUCGGCAUUGAAAGAUAUUUUUAUGUA